AUGGCGAGAGUAAGAAAAAAAUCCACUCCCGAAGAAAAUGAACAAGAGAAAAUCCAAAGGAAAGGGAAACGGAAAUUAGCUUCUACUGUUGACGACGAUGACGCAAAUGAAGAGAUGGAUGAGUUUGAGGUGGAUGGGUUUUUAGUUGGUAGUGAUGAAGACGAGGAAGAUAGCGAUGAAGAAGAUAAUUCUAAGCAAACACAAAAGAAAAAAAUAGAAAGAGAUCGUCAAAAAACAUUGUUCUUGAUGACGAUGAUCUUGAGUUGA
Molecule: messenger RNA, 267 nt
Organism: Lathyrus sativus (Indian pea)
Lineage: Eukaryota; Viridiplantae; Streptophyta; Magnoliopsida; Fabales; Fabaceae
Source: the annotation of a GenBank genome assembly